Micromonas commoda is the source of this 1995-nucleotide messenger RNA. RefSeq lists its product with no specific name. The coding region runs from base 1 to 1995 and encodes 664 amino acids. NCBI's taxonomy places the organism in Eukaryota, Viridiplantae, Chlorophyta, Mamiellophyceae, Mamiellales, Mamiellaceae. The transcript has a single exon. The record is from RefSeq and is a predicted model, not a curated record.
AUGGUGCCGCGUCCGGAGUCGCGCGCGGUCGCCGAGACGGAUUCGCUCCUCGGCUCCGCCGACUCCCAUCCCGCAUCUCGCUCGCCCUCCCGCGGCCCGAGACUGGCGGUCGUCGCGGUCGCGGCGUUCGCGCUCCUCGCCGUCGCGGUCGCGGCGACGGGGAGUUCCGGCGGCGUCGGGAGCGCGUCUCUCGCGUCGCUCGGACUCGGCCGCGCCGGGGGACAUCCCCGUCGCCACCGGCCCGCCCCGUGGGACAGCGCGUUGUACGGGCACCCGUACAGAGAAGAAGAAGCCGCGGAUGCCGAUCGUGAUGUCGACGCCGACCGCGACGAUGAGGGACCGCGGGUAGUAGGCGCCGGGGCGCGCGGGAGGGAGAGAUCCGCGCUCGGAGCGACCCCGAGCGCGACCGCCACGCCCGCGCGCGAGCCCGGGAAGGGUGCGACGUUCAGCGUCGAGCAGCCCGGCGGGGUGCCCAAGUGGGCCACGGCGGAGGGUGCGAGGGAGCUCGCGCGAUGGAGCGACGCGAGGGAGCUGCCGGUGGCGGACGCGGCGGCGCUGGGAAAAUCGCAUCCACGGGCAUCCGCGGGCGUUGGAGACUCCGGCCAGCGAUCGACGAACCGCCAACGAACGCGCGUCGAUCCGGAGGAGACGUCGACGAAGAGGGGGAAGCGCGCGCGGGUUCAAACGCGGGCGCCGAGGAAGCUCGGCCGGUUGGAGGCGGCGAGGGGAGGGUUGCCCGCCGCCGAGUGCGUCGACCCGAACCGGCCGGGCGGACCGACGGGCGCGGAGCUCCUCUGCCGCAGCUUCAGGGGCGACGCGCGCGCGUGCCAGGUGUACACCGCCCCGGGUCAGACGUGCUGGCACAAGACGGUGGGCAACGAGUACAUAGAUCCGCACAGCGCGUCGGAUGGCGGCGUCGGUCCGGUGUCCAUGCGAGUCGACCCCGAGGCGACGGUGGAGUGGACCGGGCGGUUCUACGACUGCAUGAGCGGCGACCCCGAGUACACCCGAGUCGCGGAGGCGCCGUACCGGCUGCCCCUGCCCAGCCUCGGCGCCGGGGGCGAGAUCGAUUUGGGGGGAGCGCCGCGGAAGAGCUUCGCGUCGAAGCCCGGCACGGCGUACUUUUACUCCUUCGUGCACGUCCCCAAGGCGGGCGGCACCUACUUCAAGUCGCUGCUGCACCGCUCGGAGAGUCGCAGGAACGAGAAGCUUGGCGGGCCGGACCCGAGGUGGGACGAGUCCGUGACCAAGGACUGGACCACGUACCCGCUCGUCGACAUGACGGAGCAGUCCUACGCGAACGUCAUGUGGCGGUACGUCCACCGCCACCCGGCGAAGAUGUUCGGGGGCGACGGCAUGCGCGCCAGCUACGAAGCCGGGUACAGGGCCGUGAGCAAGGGCGCGCUGUCCAUGGGGGCGUGUGAUCACAUCGACGCGCCGUGCGCGUACCUGACGGUCCUCAGAGACCCGGUGGAGCGGUACAUGAGCCACUACUCGUACCUCUGCCUGGAGGGGAGCGAACACAUGACGGGCUGGAAGGAGGCGUGGAAGGCGCGGUCGGCAAAGUACGCCGAGCGGGGUUGCCCCGCGGAUCCGGUGCAGUUCUUCGACCAGGUUGGAGGGUUCGUGCAGCUCUUCGCGCCGGGCGCGAAUCCCAACACGCGGUGCGCGGUCGAGGCGGCCAAGCGCAACCUGGGCAGCGGGUGCAUGCGGUACCUGCUGCUGGAGAAGCUCGACGACGGCUUGGCCAGGAUGCGCGCGACGCUGCCCGACUUUCCAGACAUCGGCGCGGCGGAUUCGGAGUUUUCCGAGGCGAGGCGCAACGGUAGCAACGACAGGCUCACGCCGACGACGCGUAAGAGGCUGGAAAAGUACCUCGGCGACGAGCGGAUGAUGCGCACUCUUCGUUCGCUGCUGGCAAACGAGAUUGACGUGUACGACUGGGCCGUGGAAAACUACGAGCGCCAGUGGAGCGGCGACCUGCUCACCUGCUGA